This is a messenger RNA of Populus euphratica (Euphrates poplar), 606 nucleotides long. RefSeq names its product vesicle-associated protein 1-4-like. Bases 1 to 606 code for a protein of 201 amino acids. Gene Ontology annotation, biological process: signal transduction. Lineage: Eukaryota; Viridiplantae; Streptophyta; Magnoliopsida; Malpighiales; Salicaceae. The transcript has 2 exons. The record is from RefSeq and is a predicted model, not a curated record.
AUGCAGCAGCGCUCAGCAUCGACAGCCAAGAACUUGGUUCGUAAAAUCUUUAACCACCACAACCAAAUCCAAUCCCUCAAACGACCACCCUGUGACGUCUUCAUUAAUCAUCGUUGCAUCGAUACCAAGAGGACCAUUUCCGGGUUGCUCUUCGAUCAUCUUUCUAGACUCAGGCUCCAUCCAUUUUUGGAUAGCAAGAACAUGAGACCUGGUGACAAAUUAUUUGACAGCAUUGAUCGAGCUAUCCAUGAAUGUAAAGUUGGGAUUGCUGUGUUUUCGCCGCGUUAUUGCGAGUCAUACUUUUGCCUCCAUGAAUUGGCUUUGUUAAUGGAGACAAAGAAAAGAGUUAUACCUAUAUUUUGUGAUGUCAAGCCAUCUCAGCUUCAUGUUAAGGAUAACGGGCGUUGUCCUCCCAAAGAGCUGCAAAGGUUUGCCUAUGCUCUUGAAGAGGCAAAGUACACCGUUGGACUUACAUUUGACACCCUCGAAGGGGAUUGGUCUAAAUUCUUGACAACCGCUGCGGAGGCCGUCGUACAUAAUUUGAUCGAGGUGGAUGGAGAAGAAACACACAAGGAGCGUAAAUAUUUUAUGAAGAAUUAUUUCUGA